Molecule: messenger RNA, 2715 nt
Organism: Cicer arietinum (chickpea)
Lineage: Eukaryota; Viridiplantae; Streptophyta; Magnoliopsida; Fabales; Fabaceae
Product: CSC1-like protein ERD4
Cellular component (GO): plasma membrane
Molecular function (GO): calcium-activated cation channel activity
Source: RefSeq, a predicted model, not a curated record
UCUUUCCAUUUAUCAUUUUGGGUCAUCAUCACUCAUCACCAUUUGCUUGCUUCACAUACACAUAAACAAAAAACAAAACAGUACCUUUUUUUUUUUGUAUGUUUCAUAUGUAACUGUUUCAAUUAAUUCCAAUGCCUAACGUUACCCUUUUGAAUGAAUGAAGUAUAGAAAGUGGAAAGUUAGAAGCUUUAAUUGUUAUUGAAGGUGAAAGGAAGAGUGGUGGUUGGAUUUGAAUCAAACCCAGAUGGAUUUUUCUUCUUUCUUAACCUCUCUUGGUACUUCCUUUUUGAUAUUUAUUGUUUUGAUGAUUUUGUUUGCUUUGUUACAAAGUAAACCUGGGAACAAUGUAGUUUACUACCCCAAUCGGAUCCUUAAGGGUUUGGAUCCAUUUGAAGAUGGAUACAAGACACGUAACCCUUUCUCUUGGAUCAAAGAAGCUUAUUCUUCUUCUGAAAAAGAUGUUAUUGCUAUGUCUGGUGUUGAUACUGCUGUUUACUUUGUCUUUCUCAGCACUGUAUUCAGUAUCCUAAUUUUAUCCGGCAUUAUUCUGCUACCGGUUCUUCUGCCUGUUGCUAUAACUGAUGUUGAUGGAAUGACAAACACAACUAGCAAAGGGACAUUCGAAGAACUUGACAAGUUAUCAAUGGGACACAUCACAGCAAGGAGUGCAAGGUUGUGGGCAUUUUUUAUUGCUUGCUAUUGGGUUUCACUUGUUUCGUUAUUCCUCUUAUGGCGGGCUUAUAAGCGCGUGUCAUGGCUGCGAUCUGAAGCUCAAAAAUCUCCUGAUGUGAAGCCUGAACAAUUUGCUAUAGUUGUGAGAGACAUCCCUCCUGUUCCUGUCGGUCAGACUAGGAAGGAACAGGUUGAUUCUUAUUUUAAAACCAUAUAUCCCGAAACAUUUUACAGAUCUAUGAUCAUAACAGACAACAAAGAGGUGAACAAGAUUUGGGAGGAGUUGGAAGGGUAUAAGAAGAAGCUUGCCCGUGCCGAAGCAGUAUAUGCAGGGUCGAAAACAACUGCGAAGCCAGAAGGUACAAGACCGGCCAACAAGACCGGUUGUCUUGGACUUAUUGGUAAAAAGGUGGAUAGUAUAGAGUAUUGCAACGAAAAGAUUAAUGAAUUGGUUGUGAAAUUGGAAUCUGAGCAAAAGGUUACUAUCAGAGAAAAGCAGCAAAAUGCCGCACUCGUCUUUUUCUCAAAUAGGGUGGUUGCAGCAUCUGCAGGUCAGAGUUUACAUGCACAAAUGGUUGAUACAUGGUCAGUCUUCUCUGCUCCUGAACCGCAUCAACUACUAUGGCCUAAUUUGAAAAUCAAGUAUUUUACAAGACAACUGAGGCAAUACUUGGUAUAUUUCAUCGUUGCACUCAUGAUAUUCUUUUACAUGAUUCCCAUCACAUUUGUAUCUGCGUUUACAACGUUGAAGAAUUUGGUGAAACUUCUCCCGUUCCUAAAGUCAAUUGAAAAAAUAGUGGUUUUGAGGACGGUGCUGGAAGCUUAUCUCCCUCAAAUUGCACUCAUCAUUUUCUUGGCUAUGUUACCCAAGUUGCUUUUGUUUUUGUCUAAACUAGAGGGCAUUCCAACUGAAAGCCAUGUGGUCAGGGCUGCUUCUGGAAAAUAUUUUUAUUUUACGGUGCUGAAUGUUUUCAUUGGAGUUACUUUAGGUGGAACCUUGUUCAGCACAUUCAAGACAAUUCAGAAUGAACCAAAACAAAUAGUGUCGUUGCUAGCUGAAAGCCUCCCAGGCAAUGCUACUUUUUUCUUGACCUACGUGGCCCUGAAAUUUUUUGUUGGCUAUGGCCUCGAGCUGUCCCGAUUAGUUCCUCUUAUUAUGUACCAUUUGAAGAAAAAGUAUCUUUGUAAGACCGAGGCCGAGUUGAAAGAAGCUUGGGCUCCCGGAGAUCUUGGUUAUGCAACAAGAAUUCCCAGUGACAUGCUGAUUGUCACAAUUGUUUUAUGUUACUCUGUCAUUGCCCCUCUUAUAAUUCCAUUUGGUGCUGUAUAUUUCGGCCUUGGAUGGCUUGUACUGCGAAAUCAGGCACUCAAAGUCUACGUACCAUCAUAUGAAAGUUAUGGAAGAAUGUGGCCUCACAUAAACAACCGUAUACUAGCAUCUUUGAUAUUGUACCAGAUAACCAUGUUUGGGUACUUUGGGGUGCAGAAAUUCUACUAUGCACCAUUGUUGAUUCCUCUUCCAAUACUGUCAUUACUCUUUGGUUUCGUCAGCGCAAAGAAAUUUUAUCCCGCUUUUCAACAUCCGGCACUUGAGAUCGCAGCUCCAGGGCUCAAGGAAGUUCCUAACAUGGAAUUGAUUUUCAGGUCUUUCAUUCCACCAAGCUUGAGUUCUGAGAAGGUUGAAGAUGACCAGUUCGAAGAUGCACGGUCUCAAGUAUCAAGAUCAACAUCAUUUGUUUGAUUACAUGAAUUUCCACUGGCUUUUACCUGUUAUAGUUGUAGCUGUCUUGUAGCGAAGUGAUGCUUUUAGAUAUAUUUUAUUAAUUGUUGAUAUAACAAGUUAUAGGAAUUAGGGACUGCUUGUGAAUGUUUAUGUAAGGUGAGAUUUGUUGGUUUGGUAAUACUGUUAUCAUUAUACACUGUUCCACUUGUAAUAGCUGUGAAGUUUGUUUGUGUUCUCUGUAAUUCAAGGUUUCCUUCUGAACUUUAGUCAGAACUGAUUACUUUUCAAAAAAAUUUAAUCAUAGAAUUGAUGACUUUUCA